AUGUCGACCAGCGGGCUGAAGGCAAUCGCCCCCGUUCCCACCGCGGCCGACUUCCUUGACAUCGUACUCUCCAAGACCCAGCGGAAGACACCCACGGUCAUCCACAAAAACUUCAAGAUCAGCCGCAUCCGCAACUUCUACAUGCGCAAAGUGAAGUUUACACAAGACUCCUUCGAUGAGAAACUCAGCGCCAUCCUGGACGACUUUCCGAUGCUGGACGACAUCCACCCGUUCCUUGCCCAACUCAUGAACGUUUUGUACGACAAAAACCACUACAAACUUGCGCUGGGCCAGCUCAGGACGGCGCGGCAUCUCAUCGACCAGGUUGCCAAAGACUAUGUUCGGCUGCUCAAGUUUGGAGACAGUUUGUAUCGGUGUAAGCAGCUGAAGCGGGCUGCUCUUGGUCGAAUGGCUACCGUCAUGCGCCGGCAGAAAGACCCGCUUGCCUAUCUGGAGCAGGUCCGCCAACACAUCUCCCGUCUCCCCGCAAUCGACCCAAACACCCGAACCCUCCUCAUUUGCGGCUACCCCAACGUCGGAAAAUCUUCGUUCAUCAACAAGGUCACCAGGGCCGACGUUGAUGUUCAGCCCUACGCAUUUACUACAAAGUCGCUUUUCGUCGGCCAUCUCGACUACAAGUACCUGCGAUGGCAAGUUAUCGAUACUCCUGGAAUCCUCGACCACCCGCUUGAAGAGAUGAACACCAUCGAAAUGCAGAGCAUAACCGCACUAGCGCAUCUCAAGAGUUGUGUGCUCUAUUUCAUGGACCUCUCAGAACAAUGCGGCUAUACCGUUGAGGCCCAAUGCAAGCUCUUCCACUCUAUCAAGCCCCUCUUCGCAAACAAGCCUACAAUGCUUGUUAUCAACAAAAUCGAUGUCAUGCGUCUCGAGGACAUUCCAGCCGAAUCGCGGGCCCUUGUUCAGGAAAUCAUCGACUCUGAAGACGUUAAAUGUGUACAGGUGUCGUGUUACUCGGAUGAGGGUGUGAUGGACCUCAAAACGCAGGCCUGUGAUGCCCUUCUGGCCCACCGGGUGGAUAACAAAGUGAAGGGUGCUAAAAUCAAUUCCGUCAUGAACCGCAUCCACGUCGCGCAGCCCAAACCGCGCGAUGAUCUUGUACGAGCGCCAUUCAUUCCUGAUGUCGUCAAAGAUCGGAAAAAAUACGACAAGAACGACCCAGAAAGACGAACACUUCUGAGGGAUGUGGAGUUGGCUGAGGGUGGUGCUGGUGUUUUCAAUAUCAACCUCAAGGAAAAUUACCUCCUUGCGAACCCGGAGUGGAAGAACGACAUUAUGCCUGAAAUCAUGGACGGCAAGAACAUCGCGGACUUCAUCGACCCCGAUAUUCUCGAGAAACUCGAAGCCUUGGAGCGAGAGGAAGAGAAGCUUGAGGCAGAGGGCUUCUAUGAUUCGGAAGAAGAUAUGGAGGAGUCCGAGGACGAGCGGGAGCGGGUGGCUGCACGGAUUGCGCUUUCCCACAAAAUCAAAUCACAGAGCCUGAAGAAGAGCAAAAAGAACCAGGCGCGCAUGCCGCGGUCGACCGCCGCUGGGCGAUCAACGCUUUCAGAGAUGACAAAGCAGCUGGAGGAUGCGGGGCUGGAUCCAAGCAAAAUUGUCCAGCGGGCGGAGAGACUCAAAGCCCAGACAUGGAGGGCGGGGGGAGGCGCGGACGGGUGGAUGGAUGUCGAUGAUGACGGUGAUGUCGAUAUGGGAGGAGAUGAUACGCCUUCAAAGAGACUGAAAACCAACUCGGGUGGCGUUGCGAAACGACACCCAAGGGCGAAUCGGUCCCUGGCUGGAAUGCGCGACCAAAGCCAAGCCGCAAGGGCCACGAAACUACGAAACCUGGGCCAACGACCCCGGAAUAUGCAUGCCCGCGCCGGAGAAGGCGACCGUCAUAUCCCGACCAAAAUGCCAAAACACAUGUUUGCUGGAAAGCGGAAAGCAGGCAAGACACAACGGCGGUGA
This is a messenger RNA of Mycena indigotica, 1968 nucleotides long. Its product is annotated as Nucleolar GTP-binding protein 1. Gene Ontology annotation, cellular component: nucleolus. Gene Ontology annotation, biological process: ribosomal large subunit biogenesis. The coding region runs from base 1 to 1968 and encodes 655 amino acids. Lineage: Eukaryota; Fungi; Basidiomycota; Agaricomycetes; Agaricales; Mycenaceae. The record is from RefSeq and is a predicted model, not a curated record. The transcript has 7 exons. Gene Ontology annotation, molecular function: GTP binding; GTPase activity; RNA binding.